AUGGAGCCAGACAGGACUCAGAUAAAGCUUGACCCCAGGUACACAGCAGAUCUUCUGGAAUUGCUGACAACCAAUUACAGCAUCCCCUCCGCCUGCUUCUCUCACGCUCCCACUGCAGCCCAGCUUCUGAGGGCACUGGGCCCUGAGGAAAUUGCCCUGACCGUCAUUAUGACUUUGUUCACCCUGGGCUCGGUCGUCAUCUUCCUGGAGGAUGCUGUCUACCUAUACAAGAAUACCCGUUGCCCCAUCAAGAGGAGGACUCUGCUCUGGGGCAGCUCUGCACCCACGGUGGUGUCUGUGUUCUGCUGUUUUGGUCUCUGGAUCCCUCGUUCCCUCAUGCUCGUGGAAAUGGCCAUAACCUCGUUUUACUCGGUAUGCUUUUACUUGAUGAUGAUGGCCAUGGUGGAAGGCUUUGGUGGGAAGGAGGCAGUACUGAGGACUCUGAAGGACACUCCGAUGAUGAUCCACACAGGUCCCUGCUGCUGCUGUUGCCCCUGCUGCCCUCCACUCAUGCUCACCAGGAAAAAGCUUCAACUGCUGAUGUUAGGCCCAUUCCAGUAUGCCUUCUUCAAGAUAACACUGAGCCUGGUGGGCCUGUUUCUCAUCCCCGAUGGCAUCUAUGACCCAGCAGAUAUUUCGGAGGGGAGCACAGCUCUGUGGAUCAACACUGUGCUUGGUGUGUCCACCCUGUUGGCUCUCUGGGCCCUGGCCAUCAUUUUCCGUCAAGCCAAGAUGCACCUGGGCGAGCAGAAUAUGGGAGCCAAAUUUGCCCUCUUUCAGACACUCCUCAUCCUGACUGCUCUGCAGCCAUCCAUCUUCUCAGUCUUGGCCAGCAGCGGGCAGAUUGCUUGUUCACCUCCCUUUUCUUCUAAAAUCAGGUCUCAAGUGAUGAACUGCCACCUGCUCGUAUUGGAGACUUUUCUAAUGACUGUGCUUACACGUGUGUACUACCGAAGGAAAGACAGUAAGGUUGGAUAUGAGCCUUUCUCUUCCUCAGACCUGGAUUUGACCUCAAAGUCCAAGAUGGAUGGUUUGGACAUUGAAAGAGACUCUACACAUUAAAUGGGCACAGGAUUUCCUCACUGUCCCUCAACCUUGACCAAAUGGAGAUGAAUUCAUUUUCAGCACCAGCUGGCAGAUUACAUUUGACUAAAGGGGCA
Messenger RNA from Nyctereutes procyonoides (raccoon dog), 1160 nucleotides. RefSeq names its product solute carrier family 51 subunit alpha (gene SLC51A). Bases 1 to 1062 code for a protein of 353 amino acids. Gene Ontology annotation, biological process: bile acid and bile salt transport. The record is from RefSeq and is a predicted model, not a curated record. Gene Ontology annotation, cellular component: plasma membrane; endoplasmic reticulum membrane. The transcript has 9 exons. Gene Ontology annotation, molecular function: transporter activity. NCBI's taxonomy places the organism in Eukaryota, Metazoa, Chordata, Mammalia, Carnivora, Canidae.